UCACAUGACGUAAUCCGGAAGCGGACCAUUUUCAGCCGAAAAACAAAAUUCGUGGGUGGUGUGGAGUUAUUCAAUCUGGACUGACGUUACCCAGCUGUACUGGAGUGGCUUCGCACACUGUACCGCACUACUCGGCAGUUGUACCCGGGGUUUGGCAAGAUGCUGAGCGCCGCCGCCGCGGAGAGGAACAAGGAGCCCAUCCUGGCGGUGCUCCGGGAGAGCGUGAACACCGGGAGACACCUGCAGGCGCUGGAGAUCUCCUCCGGCACCGGGCAGCAUGUCACACACUUCGCUCAGGCCCUGCGGAAUAUUACCUGGCAGCCCUCAGAGUAUGACCGCCAGUCUCUACUCAGUAUAGAAGCGUACAGAGCUCACUACCAGCUGCACAAUGUGAUGCCCGCCAUCCACCUGGAUGCUUCCCUGCCCCAUCAGUACUGGGGAGGGAUCCAGCCAGAGAGCCUGGAUCUGGUGGUCAAUAUUAACAUGAUCCACAUUUCUCCGUUCGCUUGCACAGAGGGUUUAUUCAGAGGGGCUGGAGCUGUGCUGAAGCCGCAAGGUCUUCUAUUUACAUACGGGCCCUAUGCAGUGAACGGCCAGAUCUCACCCCAAAGUAAUGUUGACUUUGACUACAGCCUACGGCAGAGGAAUCCAGAGUGGGGACUCAGAGAUAUCUCCCUCCUCAGUUCUAUAGCACAAAGAAAUGGUUUAUUCCUGGAGAAGAUAAUGGACAUGCCAGCAAACAACAAGUGUCUUCUGUUCAGGAAGGAGAGUUUGGUGUAAAGUGUCCUGUUGUUCCAGAGCAGGAUGGUCGACAAGCCUUAACUUACACUUGAAGCUCAGAUACGUUGCCAAAUUUUCCAGAACUGUUUAAGAAUCUCUUCCCCAUAUUGUAACACUCAAUGACAUGGACGGAAUUUUAUUAAUCAUAACUGAAUUAAUGUCAUCCAUUAUAUAAUGUAUUCUUCUUUAUUGCACACUUGAGUAAAAUUAAAAAGGCUCACUUACA
This is a messenger RNA of Acanthopagrus latus (yellowfin seabream), 1006 nucleotides long. RefSeq names its product methyltransferase like 26 (gene mettl26). The transcript is spliced from 6 exons. Lineage: Eukaryota; Metazoa; Chordata; Actinopteri; Spariformes; Sparidae. The coding region runs from base 160 to 780 and encodes 206 amino acids. The record is from RefSeq and is a predicted model, not a curated record.